Messenger RNA from Ctenopharyngodon idella (grass carp), 2937 nucleotides. Its product is annotated as leucine-rich repeat-containing protein 10B. Bases 589 to 1809 code for a protein of 406 amino acids. Lineage: Eukaryota; Metazoa; Chordata; Actinopteri; Cypriniformes; Xenocyprididae. Gene Ontology annotation, molecular function: protein binding. The record is from RefSeq and is a predicted model, not a curated record. The transcript has a single exon.
UGUAAUGUGAGUCAUUUAAUGCUUUUAACAAAUAAUAUAUUUAAAAAUAAAUAAAUUAUAAUAAAACAAUUAACAAUGAAAACGGAACUAAUUAGCUAGUAUGCAAAUGUUGGCAGCUACUUUGACACUCAUAUGUAAACUUUGAGUUCACAUUACAGAGACAAAAUUAAGCUUCAUUCCUGUUACAGUUAUACUUAUUUUUACAACUACUACUACUACUAUUAUUACUACUACUAUUACUAUUAUUACUAUUACUAUUAUUAUCAUAAUCUGUUUUAUAGCAUAUAAUUUUCUAAAGACAUUCUGAGGAAUUUUAUUUAAAGCAAACACACAGAAUGGCUCCUAGCUGGUAUCACUGCCGUGUUUGCUGACGUUGGACCUCGUUGUACUGGGACUGAGGGGAAGCCGCCUGUAGUCAGAGCACCAUGUGUCGCUGUGCUGGCUCUGUCACUGCCGGGUCAAUCCUACUGAGUGAAACUGACACGGGGAGGGGGGGCCAGCCCCACAGACCGCCUCACCCUCUUACCCCGUCCUGAAGCACACUCUCACGACACACACGGACAAACGCCGGGCUAGCCGGCUGAGGGUAUGGGCAACUCGUCCCGAAAAGAGGCCGAGGACGAAGGAGGAGAGGAAAAGGAGAAGAAGGAUAAAGAGAAGGGAGAUGAAGGAGAGGAGGAGGUGGAGGAAGAGGAAGAGGAAGAGGAGGUCGUGGAGGACGAGGAGCUGCCUCUCGGAGUCGACGAGCUCUUGGCGAGCGGAGAUCCCGUGUUGGACCUGAGCUACUACAAGUUCCGUCACCUUCCUCGUCAAGUCCUGGAUCUGGAGUACCUGGAGAAGCUCUACGUCUGUGGAAACCGUCUCCGCAACGUCCCCAAGGGCAUCACGCGGCUGCAGGGUUUGCGUACCCUGGCACUUGACUUCAAUAAGCUCGAAGAUGUUCCCCUCACUGUGUGCAAGCUGACCAAUCUCACGUGUCUUUACCUGGGAAGCAACCGGCUUAUGAGCCUCCCACCAGAAGUGAGGAACUUGCAGAGCUUACGUUGCCUCUGGGUGGAGAGCAACUACUUCCAGCGAUUCCCCAAGCAGUUGUACGACCUUCCCAAUCUACGCUCUUUGCAGAUCGGGGACAACCGUCUGCGCACCCUUCCCUCGGACCUAUGGCGCAUGGAGGCCCUGAGAGGACUCUGGCUGUAUGGAAACCGCUUUCAGGAGUUUCCGCGAGUGCUCCUCAAGAUGGAGCAGCUGGAGAUUCUGGACAUGGACCGCAAUCGGAUAUCAGAGUUCCCAAACUUGCAUCAUCUUCCUGCGCUGCGACUCUUCUCCUACGACCACAACCCUGUAAAGGAGCCGCCCCGUGUAGGGGAGGAGGUGCUUAUUGUUGGGGAAGGGGCUGAGGAGGUCUUGCAGGCAAGAGAGAGAAGGAAAGAGGCAAAAGAACGUGCAGAGAAGGAAGCAGAGGAGGCGGCGGCCGCUGCGGCAGCAGCAGCUAAUCCAGUCAUUCACGGAAUACUCAAGAAACUCCGAAUGAGCUCCGCCCUCAACUUGGCAGCUGCUAAGGUGAAAGAAACAAAUGGGUCGGGUCCAUCAACAGGGGACGAGGACGGAACACAAAAUAAUGACAAAGAGGCGGAGUCUGAGAAACAAAGUGUGGCGGAGCUUGGGUAUGACGAUGACGGCUUGGAGUAUGAAAGGGAGGAGCUAGUCUACGAGGGGGAGGGGUAUGACGGCUACGAGGGGGCAGAGUUAGAGUAUGAGAGAGCCGAAAUGGAUUAUGAAUAUGAAGGGGAGGAGCAAGAAGAACCUUGAUGCUCGCACCUCUUCUAUGGGUCAUGGUAGUCUGAAGUGUGUACUUUCUGCAAACAGAAAUGCAGUUUGUUUCAACAGCCAUCAGUCUUCAGCCAACAUUCAUUAUUGUUUGCAACUCUGUGGUGCAGAUGCUACACACUUCUGCUUUACUCAUCUGAAGUAUUACUGCAAGGGUUGCAGGUUCAAUCCCAAGGAUGAACUGGAGAGUAACUAAGAGUUAUUGGGGCCCUGAUAAUGGCACUUAAGUAACCCCAGAAUGCUUUAUGCGGUAAAGAAAGCGACUGCAAGUCGCUCUAAUAAAAAGCAUCUGCUAACAAUAACAUAAACAUUAAAUUGGUGUCCGAUCGUUUGGAAAGUAGAAGAAUAGUUCACCCAAAAAUGAAAAAUCUGCCAUCAUUUACUUACCCUUGUGUCAUUCAAAACCUGUAUGACUUUCUUUCUUCUGUGAAAAACAAAAGAAGAUAUUUUGAAGAACUGUUUUUGUCCAUACGAUGAAAGUCAGUGGGGUCCAAAACUACAUUAUUUUUCAAAAUAUCUUCACUUUUGCUCAGCAGAAGAAAUAAAGUUUGGAACAUUUUGAGUGUAAGUAACUGAUGCCAUUUUUAUUUUUGUGUGAACAAUCCUUUUAAUGCACUUGAAACAUGAAAAUGUAGCCUCUCAAUUUGGCAGUGUAUCAAUAACACAAUUUCUCAAAUAUAGCUUAAGUUAUAAAAUAGCAUUACUUAAUACCCCAUGAAUUAACUUUUGCAAAUACGCAACAGUUUUUUCCACACAAGUAUAAGCAAGUGUUGCUAUUAUUAGAAGGCAUUAUUGUUGGCCAGACCAUUGUUGCAAUCCUCAAACACAGGACUCUCUUCAGUGAUUACAGGGUUUAAGACUUGUGAUUUGUAAAAAUCAACUGUGAAGACCUGUGAAACUGCACAACUUGCGUCAAAACUACAUUACUGUGUGCUGUGUAUUUCUAAUUAAGAGCAGGACUCAGAUAUUUCUGUUUGUGAGUGUGUGUGUGUCUGGAACUUUACCCUGACACGAGUGUACUGUUUAUAAGAAACUUGAUGCUGCAAUUGCAGCGAUGUGUGUUGGUGAAACCAAAUAUUCUCUUAUUAAAUAACCAAUGAGUUUGCCAAA